This is a messenger RNA of Menidia menidia (Atlantic silverside), 399 nucleotides long. The record is from the annotation of a GenBank genome assembly. Lineage: Eukaryota; Metazoa; Chordata; Actinopteri; Atheriniformes; Atherinopsidae.
AUGGCCGUGAGGGCGUCCUUCGAGAAGAACAACGAGAUCGGCUGCUUCGCCAAACUCACCAACACCUACUGCCUGGUGGCCAUCGGUGGCUCGGAGAACUUCUACAGGACCCCCAGAACCAGGCCGGACCGGAACCGGCACGGGCUGCUGCUGCCCAGCAGCACCACGGACCAGGAGCUGCAGCACCUGCGUAACUCUCUGCCCGACGGCGUUCAGCUCCGGAGGGUGGAGGAGCGGCUGUCCGCGCUCGGAAACGUCAUCGCCUGCAACGACUACGUGGCCCUGGUGCACCCCGACCUGGACCGGGCAGAGGAUCCGGGAGAAGACCCACCGGAGAUCCUACCGGUAGACAGGAGGCCUCACUCCGCCCCGAAAAGAGGCACGAAGAUUCCGGUCUAA